Messenger RNA from Linum trigynum, 868 nucleotides. The record is from the annotation of a GenBank genome assembly. Lineage: Eukaryota; Viridiplantae; Streptophyta; Magnoliopsida; Malpighiales; Linaceae.
CACACACAAGAAUUGAUACUUGCAUAUCGUUCUAAACAUGGCCAUGGCUAAUGCUAACGUUGUCAAGGCAGCAGUGGGUACCCUGCUACUAGCCUGCAGCAUGAUCAUGAUAGUAGUCCCCUGCGCAAAAGCAGAGAUCUCGUGCCUGCAGAUAACCAUGCAGCUGACUCCCUGCAUCCCCUAUGGCGUGCUUGGAGGGAGCGUGCCACCGGCCUGCUGCCAAGGGGUCAAGGAUUCGAUGGCGCUGGUGAAUACGACAGAGGAUCUUAGGGCGAAAUGCCAGUGCGUUAAGGAUGGUGCUGCUGGAAUCCCUGGUAUCAACUAUACCAGGGUCAAUGAACUCCCUAGCAUAUGUCACGUCACUGUGCCUUACGUCGUUAGCCCCGAAACCGACUGCUCUAAGUUAACUUUGCCGAAGUAGGGGGAGCCACCAUUACCAGGCAGCUGAGGAGACUGGCAGUAGGGUUAUAUAAUGGGGUGUGAUUAAUAUUAUGUAGAAGCCAAUAAUGGGGGGGGGGGGGGGGGGGGGGGGGGGAACAAAGAAAGUGAUUGACAAGUUCCCCUGUGGAAUGUUUAUGAGCUACGCUGAGUAGUUCUUUUGUCUGAGCUAAGUAGUGAUAGAAUAUGAAUGGUCUACCAUUGAAGAACGAUGUAGCAGCAAGAUAUGUUAUGUAAGCAUUACUUUUCUAAAGUAAAAAUAAAAAGCCCUAUAUAUUUAUGUUACGAUAGAGUUCAUUCGAUCUUUUUGGGCUCUUGUUUGCCGGAUUUGACGCAUAUUGACCAGUUCUACGUAACUCCACCUGUGUUUGCAAAUGUGUACUCUUAUAUUUGUAAACCAAUCAUCGAGGAAUUAAUCUAUAAAAUCUUC